Messenger RNA from Saccostrea echinata, 1151 nucleotides. RefSeq names its product elongator complex protein 5-like. Lineage: Eukaryota; Metazoa; Mollusca; Bivalvia; Ostreida; Ostreidae. Gene Ontology annotation, cellular component: cytosol; elongator holoenzyme complex; nucleus. The transcript has 8 exons. Gene Ontology annotation, biological process: tRNA wobble uridine modification. Bases 78 to 974 code for a protein of 298 amino acids. Gene Ontology annotation, molecular function: tRNA binding. The record is from RefSeq and is a predicted model, not a curated record.
UAUGUCAGCUCCCAUGACAGCCCCACGGGAUCAGUAAAUGAUUAAGGAUAUCUAGAGGCAAAACCAUUUCACACAAUAUGAUUGGAGAUUUAGUAUCAGGUUCAGAAUCUUCAAAGCUUGUUCUUAUAGAAGAUUCUAUCGACUCCUGUGGAAGAAAUCUUCUGUUGUCUUACAUCAUAUCCCUGUCAAAUAGAAUAGACGAAAUUCACCUCAUUUUGUAUGAUGUCAGAGGCCAGGACACAUGUGAAGAAAUCAAGUCAUUAGGAAUUCAAAAUGUCAAAAUACAUGAUGCAUCAAAAGAUCUUCUUGGAUGGGAGAAAUCGCCUGGGCUAGGACUUCACACAGACAUCAAGGCAUACAUAAAAGAAAAAAUAUCACUUGGAAGCAAAUCUGUGGCAGUGGUUUUUGAUUCUCUGAGUCCUUUGUUGACACACAAAUCUCCUCCUUAUACAUGCAAGACUCUUCAUGGACUGGCUUUUUCUGCAGAUCUAGGGUCACAAGUUCAGCAGGUUGUUGGUUUAAUUCAUGGGGAUCUCCAUGACGACAACAGCUUCACUUUGAUUCAUCACACUGUUACAACUGUUCAUAGACUGGUUCCAACCUUAACAUCAUACUCAAUGUUUAGCUGCAAUACACUUCACAAGAAAGCCUCAGGAAAAGUAAUCAGAAUUAAAGAGAGUUUCAACAUAACAGAGGACUUUCGAGUCACAGGUGUUGCUGAAGUAAAGCAGCUAACUCAAAGUGUUCCUCAGGAUCAAAACCAGCUGGACCCUGCUGCAAAUCUCCCAUUCAAUUUAUCAUUGUCUGAAAAGGAGAAGGAGGCUAGAAGCCAAGUAGUUCUCCCUUACACAUACAACAAAGAAAGACAGGAAUCUGUACUUGCUAAAUCUGUUGGAGAAGGGAAGAUUUUUUAUCAACCAGAUGAGGCUGAUGACUUUGAUGAGGAGGAUCCAGAUGAUGACCUUGACAUUUGAACUUUUGUCCUUAUGAAUAUUACCUUCUGAAAAGAUUAUCUUAUCCAGUUAAACGAAAUGGGGGCAACAAUGCCUUCAGUAUAAUUGUUGUACAUAGACUCCUGAUAAAAUUUUGAAAUUGUAAUAGCAGAGCAAUACAUUCAUGGAGUGAGACAAUAAAUAAAUGCUGUUCCUUUA